Messenger RNA from Pyricularia pennisetigena, 4512 nucleotides. RefSeq lists its product as uncharacterized. Gene Ontology annotation, biological process: post-Golgi vesicle-mediated transport; phospholipid translocation; endocytic recycling. The transcript has 2 exons. NCBI's taxonomy places the organism in Eukaryota, Fungi, Ascomycota, Sordariomycetes, Magnaporthales, Pyriculariaceae. Gene Ontology annotation, molecular function: ATPase-coupled intramembrane lipid carrier activity; ATP hydrolysis activity; magnesium ion binding. Bases 1 to 4512 code for a protein of 1503 amino acids. Gene Ontology annotation, cellular component: plasma membrane. The record is from RefSeq and is a predicted model, not a curated record.
AUGGUUAGCGUCGUCUCCCACAAGACGGAGGCUCCAAGCGAAGAGUCUCUCGCGACCGACACUGAACCCGGGAACCCAUCAUCAGCACCCAUACAAGCAGGUGCCAGACAACGCGCAAGCGAGUGGUUCGCCAAAGUCUCGCGGGAGGGCCUGUUCCAUAAGCCCUUACCUCCCUCCAAGGAUGGUCGUCAUGUUCCCAUAAGGGUUGCGGGAAGCCAGGGCGGCGACAAAGCUAAUCACCUCGUUGAUGAGCGCCGGGGCCAUGGUUACCUCUCCAAUGCAAUCCGAACAUCCCGCUACACGCUGUACGACUUCUUUCCCAAGCAGGUGUGGUUUCAAUUCUCACGCCUUAGCAACUUCUACUUCCUCUGCGUUGGAAUCCCGCAGACGAUACCAGGAAUUAGCACGACGGGAAACUUUACUACGAUUCUACCUUUGCUGUUUUUUGUCCUGCUCACCAUUGUAAAAGAGGGUUAUGAUGAUUACAAACGUCAUCGCUUGGACAAGAUCGAGAAUGCACGCUGUGCAACUGUUUUGCGGCGGGUGUCAAGGGCUGACGAGGUGUUCGGUACUCAGCGUCGGUCCAGCUGGCCACUUCCGCACUUUCUUGGCAGGCACUUGCAGCCGAAAGCUUGGGAAGACAGGAGGGAACCUGCUGGCGAAGGUUGGGAGUGGAGAACUGUGCAAUGGAGGGACAUUGAAGUUGGCGAUAUCUUGAGGCUGUCUCGAAAUGAAGAUGUGCCUGCAGACCUGAUACUGGUCCAGGCCGAGAACGAGGAUCACAUUGCAUACGUGGAAACAAUGGCUUUGGAUGGCGAGACGAAUUUGAAAAGCAAAUCUGUCCCUGCAAACUUGACCAAGCUGGGCAGCAUCUCUGAUAUUGUUCAUUCUGGCCUUCAGAUCGUGGCUGAGGAUCCGAAUCCGGAUCUUCACAAUUUUGAUGGGCGCCUUACAAUUGACGGGGAGACUGCUCCCUUGACAAUCAACGAAGUUCUCUAUCGGGGAUGCACACUCAGAAACACUCCGUCUGCAGUGGGCGUGGUCAUCAACACAGGCGAGGAGUGCAAAAUACGAAUGAACGCGAACCGCCAUCCUAAAGCCAAGAAACCCGCACUUGAAAAGACAACCAACCGUAUUGUGCUCACACUCGUGGCGUACGUCUUUUCGUGUACUGCUGGCUGCUCCAUCGGGUACCUACUCUGGCAACGCUCGACCGAAAGCUCUUCUUGGUACCUUCGCGGUGCCGGUGUCGCCGUCCAGGAGAUUGUUGUCGGCUAUGCCAUUCACUUUAACAAUAUAAUUCCACUGUCGCUCUAUGUCACUCUGGAGCUCACCAAACUUUUCCAGAUGCUGAUGCUCAACGGCGACAUCGAGAUGUACGACGAAGCAUCAGACACUCCCGCCAAGUGCAACACGAACACGAUUCUGGAGAACCUGGGACAAGUUGGAUACGUAUUCUCAGAUAAGACAGGGACCUUGACGGAAAACGUUAUGCAGUUCCGCAAGAUGAGUAUCGCGGGAAUUUCGUGGCUACACGAUGCGGGUCUGCAAAUAUCGGACGAUCAUUCUCCCGUUUCCACCUCAGCCAAAGUGGCUUCUCCAACGUCUUCGAACAGAGCGGUGGCCGUGCCAACCAAGGUAAUGUCUCAUCAGCCCGAGCGUCGGAGCUUUGUGAUCCCGGAGGACUCUGAGAUACCAUAUGAUGUUCCGCGGGGUCGCGUACACGAGACAGAGAUGUUUCCUCGACGGUCAGGACUCUCAGCAACCUCACCACGCAGGUCUUCGUUGCAGUGGAGAUCAUCUGGUCGACCAGACCUCGAGCAGCCAGAUUUGUCUUCAGCAGACCUGCUCGAGUACAUUCGUCACAGGCCAAACUCUGCCUUCGCCAGAGCUGCGACUGACUACCUCCUUGCCCUCGCUCUUUGUCACACGUGUUUGCCAGAGUACAAUGACGACGGCAUUGACUACCAAUCUGCAUCCCCCGAUGAACUAGCACUUGUCAGAGCGGCCCAGGAGCUCGGUUACCAAGUGGUCCAGCGAUCGUCACAUUCAAUCACGCUUAGGCUUGGGUCAACAGACGGUGGCGAGGACAUUCAGGAGGUUGUCUAUGAGAUUUUGGAUGUUGUUGAGUUUAGCAGCAAACGGAAACGCAUGUCCAUCAUUGUCCGCUGCCCCGGCGGGCGUAUACUCCUCAUCUGCAAAGGAGCUGACUCGGUCAUCCUGCCAAGACUGAAGCAGGCGAAUCUUGCGUUGCAAAAGGCCCAAGAGGUCCGACAGAGUGUCGAGGCCGAGAAAGAAGCUUUGAGGCACAGCGAGGCUCGCGAGCCGAGGAAUAGCUUGGGUGGAAGGCCAAGUCUCGAUCUACGGCGGCACGGCGGGUACGCCGAUGCGGGAGCAUCUGGCCUCUUCGCCAAGCGUCCUUCUAUGAGCGAUAGGAGUAAGUCCUUUGAGGCGCAAAGCAGAGCCCGGCGCUCAGCCGACCUAGUUCGCCCUUCACUACAGCUGCGGACCAUGUCUUUUGACCUAAAACGAUCGCGCAAUGAACCUUCGGGUAGUGCAUUGCUGUCUCCGCCACCAUUGACACAGCUCCCGCCCAAGCUUGAAGUCCUUGAGGAUCCGUCAGUAAGUGAUGAUGGUGUCGUUUUUACACGAUGCUUCAAGCAUCUGGAUGACUUUGCAUCCGAGGGUUUGCGAACUUUGGUCUAUGCGCAAAAAUUUCUUUCCGAGUCGGAUUACGCCUCGUGGAAGAAGCUGUACUCCGAUGCGACAACUAGCCUGGUGGAUCGCCAAGAACGUAUUGAAACCGUCAGCGAGCUUCUUGAACAGAAUCUGGAGCUUGUCGGGGCGACUGCUAUCGAAGACAAGCUCCAAAAGGGCGUCCCAGAAACUAUCGACAAGUUGAGGCGUGCGAACAUCAAAGUAUGGAUGUUGACUGGCGACAAGCGCGAAACGGCUAUCAACAUUGCGCACUCGGCACGGAUCUGCAAGCCAUAUUCGGACGUUCACAUCUUGGACUCCAGCAAGGGUAAUACCGAAGGCCAAAUUGUUGGCAUCAUAGAGGAGCUGCGUGAACAGAAAAACAGCAAUAGCCUUGUGCCGAGCUUUCAGAACAACCAUAAUGUCCUCGUCGUUGACGGCCAUACCCUCGGUGAGAUGGAGCUGUCGGCACACCUCUCGCAGCUCUUUUACUCACUCGCCCCGGCUGUCGACAGCGUCAUCUGUUGCCGUGCAUCACCGGCUCAAAAAGCACUCCUCGUGCGGGCGGUACGCCAAAAGAUUAUUCAGUCGACGCCCACUAGGAAAGAUGGUAUUCGCGGUGAAACUCUUCUCACUCUAUCGAUUGGGGAUGGUGGCAACGAUCUGGCCAUGCUUGCCGAAGCCCAUGUCGGAGUGGGCAUAUCGGGCCGCGAGGGACUGCAGGCGGCGCGUGUCGCCGACUAUAGCAUUGCUCAGUUUCGAUUCCUCGCGCGGCUCCUGCUCGUCCAUGGACGGUGGAACUACUCGCGUACGGCGCGCUUCGUCCUGGCAACAUUUUGGAAGGAGAUGUACUUUUAUACAGGCACGAUUGCCUAUCAGUAUUUUGUGGGAUACACGGGUACAUCACUCUAUGAGAUGUGGAGCUUGACGACACUCAACCUGCUCUUUACAAGCUUAUGUACCAUCUCGCCGGCUCUGUGGGAGCAGGACCUCAGCGCCACCACCCUGCUCGCGGUUCCGGAACUGUACACUUUUGGACAGCGCAACCUCGGACUGGAUGUGGCCAAGUACCUGGGCUGGAUGCUAGCUGGCAUUUCCGAGGGUCUGGUCACUUUUUUUAGUUGCUGGGCCAGUGUGGGGGUAUUUGGCCUGACUGGGGAUGUUGGCUUGUACGCGAUUGGAAACCUGGCCUUCAGCAUCGCCAUGAUGUGGACAAACUGGAAACUACUGAUAAUCGAGACGCACACCAAAAACAUCGUCAUACUGGGCUCUUUCGUGUUUACGGUAGCAGGAUGGUGGGCUUGGCAGGCAUUUCUGUCGGGCUCGUACUCUCCCGCACCAUCACCUUAUGCCGUCCGCGGGGGUCUAACAGAGGGCUUCGGCCGCGACCUAAGCUGGUGGACCUGUCUGAUCGUCGUGCUGGCCGCCCUCAUAGUUUUUGAAAUGGGCUACAAAGCAGUAAAACGACAACUCGUCGUCGGCGGGGCGCUGAGGAAAAGACAGCGAAAGGCCAAGAGGGUGCUUGGGAGGAUACUGCAUUGGGUACUGUGUGGACUCUUUGUCUCGACGGGGUUGGCGGCUGCGACUGGGAUAAAGACCACCGAUGCCGAUGCCGACGACCUGAGGCGGCAGGAGUUGCUCGAGAAUGAGGAGGAUUUGGACUUGGAGCUUUGGCAGGAGCUUGAGCAGGAUCCGGAAGUAAGGGUCAGACUAGAGAGCUUGUGCUGGGCGGAAGAGGAGGAUGAGAGAGUGGGCGAUGGCGAUGGGGACGAGGACGACGCGGAAGAAAGCCAGGUCGGCAGGCCAGGGGCUUGA